ACUUACAGCCUUUCCAAAGAUACAGAAAGACUCAGGCUGGAGAAAGAUCCAAAUCUGGCCCAUAAUCUCAAGGCAUUUUCCAUGCAAGGGUCUUAAAGCAUUUUGCACAAGAUGGGUCUGCUAACUAUGAUCAUGUGCCUUGCUGCACUGCACCAAGCUGUUGGACAGCCAGGUCCGGGAUUUCCCGCUUUGUCUCAUCUCAAUGUGAUUAACCAAAGAGUGAUUGUCAACAAGCACAAUGACCUUCGGCGUGCAGUGAAUCCCACUGCCAGAAACAUGCUGAAGAUGAAAUGGAAUCCUGAAGCUGCAAGCAAUGCUCAGAGAUGGGCAGAUCAGUGUAAAAUGUCCAUCAGUCCUAGAAAUGAGAGAGUUGCAAAUGGUGUCUUCUGUGGUGAAAAUGCCUUACAGGCAACUUAUCCCCAGUCUUGGUCUGAUGCAAUCCAAAACUGGUAUAAUCAAGUGGCUAAUUUCAAAUAUGGUACUGGAGCAAUCAAAGACAAUGCCUAUAUUGGUAGCUACACUCAGAUGGUUUGGUAUAAUUCUUACAAGAUUGGAUGUGCAGUUGCCUACUGUCCUCAGAAUAAGUGGCAGUACUUUUAUGUUUGCCACUACUGUCCCGCAGGAAAUAAUGCAGCAGACUUAUCUAAGCCAUACAAACAGGGCCCAACAUGUGGCGAUUGCCCUAAUGCCUGCGACCAAGGACUCUGCACCAACCUUUGCAAGUAUAUGGAUACAUACACAAACUGUGCCGUCUUAAAAGAGCUCUUUGGCUGCACUCAUUCUCUGGUGAAGGAAAAAUGUCCAGCUUCCUGCAAAUGCACCAAUGAAAUAAAAUAAUAUCCUGCUAUCCAUCACUUUCUCUUCCUUGAGAUUGUUUUAUUUGAUAGAGAAGAGAACCCAGGAUAAAACAAAAACAAAAACAUUCCCAAUAUUUUCAUAUCCGCUUGAAUUCUGGAUAAAACAA
Messenger RNA from Gopherus flavomarginatus (Mexican gopher tortoise), 964 nucleotides. Its product is annotated as serotriflin-like. The coding region runs from base 112 to 837 and encodes 241 amino acids. Gene Ontology annotation, cellular component: extracellular region. The record is from RefSeq and is a predicted model, not a curated record. NCBI's taxonomy places the organism in Eukaryota, Metazoa, Chordata, Testudines, Testudinidae. The transcript has 9 exons.